Messenger RNA from Eruca vesicaria subsp. sativa (arugula), 731 nucleotides. The record is from the annotation of a GenBank genome assembly. NCBI's taxonomy places the organism in Eukaryota, Viridiplantae, Streptophyta, Magnoliopsida, Brassicales, Brassicaceae.
AACCAAAUAAAAAAUCCGCCCCCAUGGAAGCAGCUCUGAUGAGAAUCUUCAAGCUAUCGUUCCUUCUCAGCCUUUUCUCCGGAGACUCUGACGUCUUCGGUUCUCGUACCCUAUCCGAUCUCGUUUCUGGACCAGUUGGGAAGUUUCCACCGUCUUGUAACAGGAUCGAGUGUCCAAGCUACGACUUGGUCAACUCCACUAACAGCUACGAGAUUCGCCGUUACAAUACUUCCAUGUGGAUUUCAACAGAACCUAUGAAAGAGACCUCUCUCGUCAAAGCUACACGUACCGGUUUUAGCCAAUUGUUCGAUUACAUUCAAGGGAAUAAUGACUAUCACCAGAAGAUAGAGAUGACAGCUCCAGUUAUCGUUCAAGUCUCUCCAAGCAACGGUCCUUUAUGUGAAUCCAACUUCACUCUAUCAUUCUACGUUCCUAAACAAAACCAACCUAAUCCAGCUCCGGCAAAGAACCUACACGUACAGAGAUGGGACGAGAGGUACGUUGCCGUGAAGCAAUUCGGCGGAUACGUGUCAGAUAACAGCGUCGGAGAAGAAGCAGCAGAGCUGCAGGCGAGCCUUAAUGGUACCGUAUGGGGCAAGGCAAUUGCUAAAAGCAGAGAAACAGGUGGUGUUGGAUCGACUUCGGCUUACAUGGUGGCGCAAUACAACUCACCGUUCGAGUUCUUUGGUCGGGUCAAUGAGAUUUGGUUGCCGUUUCAGAUGGACAAAUGA